Molecule: messenger RNA, 525 nt
Organism: Protopolystoma xenopodis
Lineage: Eukaryota; Metazoa; Platyhelminthes; Monogenea; Polystomatidea; Polystomatidae
Source: the annotation of a GenBank genome assembly
AUGGUCUCAACUAGUAGGUUUGCUGAUUAUGUCUAUAUUUUUACUACGCUGGGUUAUAGCUGGACAGGAAUUGGAUUUCCUGACGUUUCGGGCCCUCACUUAAUUUACUUGUUCUCGCUAUCUGGCGCACUUGUUUUGCUAAAUUCUGUUCCAUGUUAUGCUCUUGACGGCCAGUGGAUCCUCCAAGCUCUGAUUGAACUUCUCUUCCGGCCCUUAAUUCCCAGUUGUCGUCAGCGACGUGCAAUAUUUCUCAUGCUCAUCGGCCUUGGCACUCUCCUGGUUGCUGCAAAUUUACUUUUGGCAUUGACUUACCUCUUCAUUGAGGUUUAUGGCCCUCCAGGUGGCUUAUUCUCGUCUGACUCAUCGACAUCAUCUAUCGGAUUCUCCCACCCUCAAGCACUAACCACUGUGACUCCCCAUUCUGAUCAUUACUAUAACUCUAUGCAAACAGGUCCCGGGCAUCCAGGCGGGGCUUUUCAUCAGUCUGUCCUUCCAACUCUCGAGCACCCAUUUGUUGUACGGUAA